AUGGAUAUUUGGCAGAUUAACCAGCUGGGGCAUCGCUCUGUUCCCUCCUUGUGGACCAGUGGAAAGAACGAUGGAGCCACGGAACUGUCCCUCGGUGAUCUCCGCCAAACGCCUACGUCUGUGCAAGUGUUCAACGCAUGUUUAUUUGAUAAACUACGGGGCCGCAGCGACGACUGCGGACUCGGGCUGACUGAAGAGAGACCCGCCUCAAGGAGUAAGCUUGUGCAAGAGGACAAUGACAAAGCAGCUGCCCCCGAAAGCAGGAGCAUUCUUGCCCGCUUGUCAGCGCGUGCGCCGCAAAGUUUGACGGAUACGCGACAACGCCCCAGCUUGCGCGCGCACGCAAAGGAUCGGCUCGGACAGCAAAAGAUAAUGCACGAGAAGAUUUCAGCGUCUACAGAUACAAAAAAGCUGCUUUGGGAGGCGCAGAUGGCCGUGGCAGCGCACCAAUACACAUUGGCUGCUGCACUGUAUCGGCGCGCGGCAAACCUGGGCAGUGGUUUUGCAUGUGCCGCGUUGGCCAAGCUGUUUGGCUUUGGCGUCAUGCGUCCCACGCAAAAGACAUUUUUGUUCGAGCGCGACACACUGCGCGGUAUUGCAUGGGGUUUACUUGGGGUGGAGCAAUUGACAGAACAGGUCAAGGCCGCAGAUACGCAAAGCAGCGAAUAUGCAUCGCUCUGGUCUCUCUUGAACCAAAUGCUGGUGUUGCUGUGUACUUUUGUAUGCGCACCAGAAGUGUUCCGCACGCUUGUUUUUACUGAACAACAUGCAGACCUUUCCAUGCACCUACUCCUCUUGUUCCCACGCGCCUACGAAUUGUGGAGUCCCUCGUCCGAUCUUGCUGAGGCGCUCCAAAUGGAAGAAAACUCGAUCAAUAUUUGGUUUUCCAUGCGUAUAACAAUGGUCCAAGUCGCUUCACUGGUCUCGUACAGCCCCAAGACAGUGGAUGCGUCCGAUCAUGCUUCGUUGGAGCCCAUCCAAGCACUGACUCGUCUUCAUGUCAAAUUUCUCGAGUCGUUCUUGGCGAUGCGUACUGCAUUUGCGACCAAGCUGCCUGGGUCGACCGAAGCUGCGCAUACUUCUUGGUCGACGUACCUGGCUGAGAGCAAGCUGUUGCCACAGUCUGUCCAUCUUGCUCGCUUUCAGCAGGUGGCCGCCGAGGGACUUGCUUGGGCUGCGCCUGACACCGCGCAGAAUACUAGCGAAGUGACGAGUGAUAGCGAAUUUGCAGCGCUGUCGCAACGCAUCCUGCGUAUUUUCCCGUUCGCAAAAGAGCAAUCCAUAUCGCGACGCACUGCACUCAAUGCGUUCCAGGACGUAAGCAACACAAAGGAUACAAAUCAAGGUUCUUUUCCGCCCAAGCCACGUUUGCACAAAUCCGCAUCGUCGGCGAGUCUCAUGUUGACCAACGGUCUAUUACAAAACAAUGGGCCCACCCUCUUGGCACGCCCAUCCAUCUCUCUGGCCGAAUCUUCGCAGCCGUUGUCGGAUCAUAUUCAUGCUACUGGCAAGCAACAACCGUUAUACUCCGGGUCAACUUCAGACAAAUUGCGCUCGAUGACAAGUGUCAUCGCAACCCGACAGCGGGCCACUACUGCGCCGAAGCGCGGCGCGCGUCGUCUUUCUACUGCAUCGACCGCAGAAAUGCCUUCUUAUCUCACGCAGAUGAAUGAGUCAUUUACUUCGCAAACACGCCGGCGUACAUCCAGCAUUGUUUCUGUUUCGCCGUCGCUCUUGAUCCCGUCUGGGAGCGGUGCUUCUGUGCAGAAUGCCUCUGACGCGCCUACGGCUUUCGUCAAAGGAGAGGUUGCGCACGCAAAUGCAAGCCCCUUUAAGCUAUCUGGAGUCUCCUCCAUGCAAAAUCUGCGUGCACAGCUCCAGCGGCAAACGUCGACACAAAACUUGAAAGGUGGUUCUACGCUCCGUUGA
Malassezia vespertilionis is the source of this 1929-nucleotide messenger RNA. RefSeq names its product S-adenosylmethionine transporter (gene PET8). Bases 1 to 1929 code for a protein of 642 amino acids. The transcript has a single exon. The record is from RefSeq and is a predicted model, not a curated record. NCBI's taxonomy places the organism in Eukaryota, Fungi, Basidiomycota, Malasseziomycetes, Malasseziales, Malasseziaceae.